AUGAAGUGCCUGCUCUUCACCUCGGCAAUGGCCGUCAUUGCCCUUUUCACCAUUGCCGCUGAAGGCGCCGGCCUGAAGGUUGGGUUCUACAGCAAGAGCUGCCCAUCAGCAGAGAACCUGGUGCAGCAGGCAGUGGCUUCUGCCGUCAAGAACAACAGUGGUAUCGCCGCUGGUCUCAUCCGGUUGCACUUCCACGACUGUUUUGUCAAAGGCUGUGACGGCUCAGUCCUGAUCGACUCAACCGCAAACAAUACUGCUGAGAAAGAUGCCAUCCCAAACAAGCCCAGCCUCCGCGGCUUCGAGGUCAUUGAUGCCGCAAAGAAGGCCAUCGAGGCCAAAUGCCCCAAAACAGUCUCGUGCGCAGACAUCCUUGCCUUCGCCGCCCGCGACAGCAUCGCGCUAGCAGGUAAUGUUACUUACAAGGUACCUGCCGGGCGCCGCGACGGCAGGAUAUCCACUGACCAGAAUGCCCUCAGCAACCUCCCAUCCCCGCUCUCCACGGCGUCUGAGCUGGUCGGCAACUUCACCCUCAAGAACCUCACAGCAGAGGACAUGGUCGUCCUAUCUGGUGCCCAUACCAUAGGUGUCUCACACUGCUCAUCCUUUACGAACAGGCUAUAUGGCUUCAGCAACACCAGUCAGGUUGAUCCUACGAUGAGCUCUGCCUAUGCCUUCCUGCUAAAGAACAUAUGCCCUGCCAACAGCAGCCGGUUCUUCCCGAACACGACGAACGAUAUGGACAUCAUCACCCCGACAGUGCUCGACAACAAGUAUUAUGUGGGUCUGACAAACAACUUAGGCCUGUUCACGUCAGACCAGGCAUUGCUCACAAACUCGACUCUGAAAGCAUCAGUUGACGAGUUUGUGAAGAGCGAGAAGACAUGGAAGAGCAAGUUUGUCAAGUCCAUGGUUAAGAUGGGGGACAUUGAGGUGCUAACGGGAACACAAGGAGAGAUAAGGCUCAGCUGCAGGGUCAUAAACAAAGGGAGUGUUGGUCUUGAGCUUAAUAAUGUCGCCAACUUUGGUGAAUUCGCUGAAAUAGCGACAAGCUAG
Messenger RNA from Lolium rigidum, 1053 nucleotides. Its product is annotated as peroxidase 5-like. Gene Ontology annotation, biological process: hydrogen peroxide catabolic process; response to oxidative stress. Bases 1 to 1053 code for a protein of 350 amino acids. The transcript is spliced from 3 exons. NCBI's taxonomy places the organism in Eukaryota, Viridiplantae, Streptophyta, Magnoliopsida, Poales, Poaceae. The record is from RefSeq and is a predicted model, not a curated record. Gene Ontology annotation, cellular component: plasmodesma; plant-type cell wall. Gene Ontology annotation, molecular function: heme binding; peroxidase activity.